CAUUGACGUGAUGGGUUAUGAAGAUGGAGGGAUCCAUCUGGAGUGCAGGUCCACUGGCUGGUACCCCCAACCCCAAAUACAGUGGAGCAACGACAAGGGAGAGAACAUCUCGGCUGUGGAAGCACCUGUGGUUGCAGAUGGAGUGGGCCGGCAUGCAGCAGAACAUCUGUGAUCAUGAGAGGCAGCUCUGGGGACAGAGUUUCCUGUACCAUCAGAAGUUCCCUCCUCGGCCUGGAAAAGACAGCCAGCAUUUCCAUCUCAGGCCCCUUCUUCAGGAGCGCCCAGAGCUGGAUCGCCGCCCUGGCAGGGAUCCUGCCUGUCUUGCUGCUGCUUCUUCCUGUGGCAACAGCAGGAGGGAAAAAAGACUGUUCAGAAAGAAAAAGAGAGAGCAAGAGUUGAGAGAAAUGGCAUGGAGCACAAUGAAGCAAGAACAGAGCACAAGAGUGAAGCUCCUGGAGGAACUCAGCUGGAGAAGUAUCCAGUACGCGUCUCAAUCUGGGAAACUGAGGGAGAAGUCCAUUUUGGAGGCCAGGGAAGGAGCCAGCAUAGAAUCCACGGUCACUUUUGGACAUGUUCAGGUUGAGGAGCUUACUAGAGAUCCCCGUGGAGAUGCAGAGUAG
Molecule: messenger RNA, 620 nt
Organism: Pongo pygmaeus (Bornean orangutan)
Lineage: Eukaryota; Metazoa; Chordata; Mammalia; Primates; Hominidae
Exons: 5
Coding region: 18-620 (200 amino acids)
Source: RefSeq, a predicted model, not a curated record